AUCAGACUUGACAUAUUAUUUAUGUUACAAAAAAUAAACAAGAAAAAAUUGUAAACAAACCUCAAAAAUUUUUUGCUAACUAAGAUCCAUGGUCACUAAUGUCACACAAAGAUAAGCAAAAUCGCCAAUGAGCAACAUUUUAGUUAUUAGAACAACUUUUUCAAAUGGAAAGAUAGCUGUUAAAACUUUACUUAGGGAGUACUUAAAAUCAAAUCAGCAUAAUGUUCAUAUUAGGCAUUCAUCAGAAACUCCAGUCCAGGUUUUGGAAAGAAAAAUUUCUGAAAAAAAAUUACUUCCUGAUGCAUAUCAAAUGAAAGCAAUGACUUUUUUAAAUAACUUGCAUGAGCAAUUGCUUAAUUAUACUCCAAAAAUGAGAGCUGCAGAAACUCAAGGUGGCUUCUUUUCAAUUUUUAAAGGGAAUAAUCGUAAAGAUCACAAUCGAGUUGAAACAGAUGCCCCUAAAGGAGUUUACUUGCAUGGUGGAGUGGGAGGAGGAAAAACUACCAUUAUGAAUAUAUUCUAUAAUUGCUGUGACAUGGUACCGAAAAAACAAAGAAUUCACUAUACAUCUUUCAUGAACAAAGUUCAUUCUCGAAUUCAUGACGCUAAAUUGGAGAUGAAUACUCGAGCGAACGAUAAAACACCUUUCGAUCCCACAUUGCCUGUAGCUAAUUCAAUAGCAAAUGAAUCUUGGCUUCUUUGUUUAGAUGAAUUUCAAGUUACUGACAUUGCUGAUGCUAUGAUACUUAAACGUUUAUUUACACAUUUAUUUAAUAAUGGAGUAGUACUUGUUGCAACUAGUAAUAGACCACCAGAUGAUCUCUAUAAGAACGGGCUACAACGCAGUCAAUUUCUUCCUUUUAUUCCAAUGCUUAAAUCAAGGUGUGAAAUUGUAAGUGUAGAUGGAGGUGUCGAUUAUAGACAGUUAGCUGCAAAAGGAACUGGUGACGGUUACUUUUUUGUUAAGUCAAAAGUGAAUGCAGAUCAAGAAAUAGAUAGAAUGUUUAAAAUAUUAUGUACUCAAGAAAAUGAUACAAUUCGUCCAAAAACUAUUACUCAUUUUGGAAGAGAUUUAACUUUCGCUAAAACUUGUGGUCAAGUAUUAGACAGCUCAUUCAGUGAACUUUGUGAUAGACCAUUGAGUGGAAAUGAUUAUAUUCAAGUUUCACAAUAUUUUCACACCGUUAUUAUUAGAGAUGUACCAGAAUUGACAUCAUUACUUAAAUCUCAAUUUAGAAGAUUUGUAACACUUAUAGAUAAUUUAUACGACAACAAAAUCAGAGUGAUUAUAUCAUGUGAUGUAUCUGUUGAGGAAUUAUUUGUACUUUCAUCACCAACCGACUUAUCCGAUGAACAUAGAGUGUUAAUGGAUGACUUAAAAAUUGAACAUGGUUCGCAAGAAUCCGCUGCAAGUGUUUUUACAAACUCGGAGGAAAUUUUUGCCAUUGAUCGAGCACGUUCGCGCCUCAAUGAAAUGCAAACGCAACAAUACUGGCAAGAAGCUGGUAAAGGCCGAUAAGAAUUUCGAAAAUUUCGAAUUUAAGCAAUUUAAAAAAGCAAAAUUGUUAGUUAAAAUUUUUGCCCUAAUUUCUAAAAAUUUUAUUUUGAAUUUAUUUUUUGACUAGCUAUAUACAUACAUAUUUAUGAAACAAAUUAAUUGUAAUAUGUUAACUAUAUUAAAUAUUGUUAUUAACAUUUUUAGUCAA
Molecule: messenger RNA, 1706 nt
Organism: Condylostylus longicornis
Lineage: Eukaryota; Metazoa; Arthropoda; Insecta; Diptera; Dolichopodidae
Product: putative ATPase N2B
Exons: 6
Coding region: 128-1519 (463 amino acids)
Cellular component (GO): cytoplasm; mitochondrion
Molecular function (GO): ATP binding; ATP hydrolysis activity
Source: RefSeq, a predicted model, not a curated record